AUGGGGGAGCUUGGAGAACUACCAGACGAGUUGGUACUCAACAUUGCUGCAUGUGGUCUUGGCCAGCCAGAUCUCAACGCUCUCGCGCGGACAUGCCGGCACUUGUACCAUGCCGCCAAUGACUGCCUCUACCGUUAUAAUAGAACUCAUAGGAACAGUUCUGCGGCAAGAUGGGCUGCUGGAAGCGGCUCCAUUGGCACUCUGAAGCACUCUUGGGCUGCGGGUACUGACAUCGCCGCAUCAUCCAUGCAACUUCUGCACUACGCCGCCAUGAAUAGACAGACGCAGCUAGUCCAAUACUUGUUGACGCUUGAAGGGGUCGACGCUGAUCACAAAGACGAAUCCGAUUGGACGCCCAUGUUUUACGCUUGUCGUAGUAACGCGGUUGGUGUUGUCCAGGCUCUCUUACAGCAUGGUGUUGAUGGUGCCGCAGCCGGCCUCGAGGGCUGGACCCCGCUCAGUAUUGCCGCGAGCUUCGAUUCCUGUGAGGCUGCUGAGACUCUCAUCAGACAUGGUGUUCCCCUCGACAUGCAAAGCCAAAACGGGUCGACUGCCCUCAAGGCAGCAUCGCGGGGAUGCUUUCCACCCGUCGCGCGAAUUCUGCUUGAAGCGGGUGCGAAUCCCGAUAUCCCUGCCUUUGGCGGUUGGGUUCCGCUGCAUUCCGCCGCUAAAUACGGCAACCUUCCGCUUGCUGAGCUCCUUAUAAAAUCCAACGCCAACAUUGAGAUCCGUCAAGAGCGUGGCUAUACCCCGCUAGCUCUGGCGAUUGAGGCUGAAGCUAUCCCGGUGAUCCAGUGCCUACUCAACCAUGGGGCUGAUGUCAAUGCCGUCACUAGUGCCGGCUGGUCACCCCUCUGUCUUGCCGCUGACAUUGGGAAUGAAGAAAUUGUGAAAACUCUCCUCGAACGCGGGGCUGAUCACUCAUUUGCCAUUUCCAACGAGUGGGCACCGCUCAACUUGGCAGCUUACAACGGCAAGAUGGAAAUUGUUGAUGCGCUGCUAAAAUUUGGCGCGCUACCCGAUGGCUGCAAAGAUGUAGGAAGAAACACGAUUGUUAACACCAUCGACAGAGGGCAUUUGGAGGUUGCAAAGAAGCUUUUACUCCACGGUGCUCGCGUCGACGUGAGGACUGACAAGGGAGAGACGCCACUUCUGAGAGCCGUUCGAACAAUGAAGACAGAUUUUCUUCCGGCGGCAAUGUCAACUGUAACGAUGUGGACGAGCGAACUGCUCUUAUCCAUGCCUGCAUGCGCGGCAACCUGGAUGUCGCCGAGAUGUUGCUUGAUAACUGUCCCGUCAACUUAA
Akanthomyces muscarius is the source of this 1305-nucleotide messenger RNA. RefSeq lists its product as uncharacterized. Bases 1 to 1305 code for a protein of 434 amino acids. The record is from RefSeq and is a predicted model, not a curated record. The transcript is spliced from 2 exons. Gene Ontology annotation, molecular function: protein binding. NCBI's taxonomy places the organism in Eukaryota, Fungi, Ascomycota, Sordariomycetes, Hypocreales, Cordycipitaceae.